Drepanopeziza brunnea f. sp. 'multigermtubi' MB_m1 is the source of this 597-nucleotide messenger RNA. Lineage: Eukaryota; Fungi; Ascomycota; Leotiomycetes; Helotiales; Drepanopezizaceae. The record is from RefSeq and is a predicted model, not a curated record.
AUGGGACUCAUACGUCAGUCAGUAAGAAAGACGAAAACCUGCAGCGACGAAAACCCCAGAAGCCGCAGCAGGAAUCCUCAACCUCAUCGCAGAUUUCAACAACGCCGGCGGCGGCAACGCCUCACCUCCCAUUCAGCCAUGAACCCGAACAAUGCCAUCUCGGCACCUGGUCCACAGCUGAGAUCCAGACUCCUGCGCCUCCCGUGCGAGAUCCGUGACCAGAUCUGGCACGAGGCUCUGGGCGACAUGGUUUUCUACCCUGAUUACUCCCGCGGCCACUACGGUCAGCUGUCCUACGCGCACCGGAGACACACCAUCACCAACGUCGGACUCCUCCCGCUGCUAAGAUCAGAGGUAGGUACUUUGAAACUACCACCAUCCUGUACUCCGCCAGUGAGUUUUGUCUCCGGGCUCCGACGCCAUCCUCAGCUUCCACGCCUCGUUGCCCGCGCCGAGGUCCAAGAGCCUGCGGCGCGUGAGCUUCAUGUGGUUUUGGAGAGAGCCGCCGCUCGCGGGGACGCCGGAGCUUGCGGGCUGGAAGAAGGUUUGGAGGGAGUUGGCGUCGAUGAGCCGCCAGUUGGAGAUGCUGAGGGUUGA